Molecule: messenger RNA, 1097 nt
Organism: Hypoxylon trugodes
Lineage: Eukaryota; Fungi; Ascomycota; Sordariomycetes; Xylariales; Hypoxylaceae
Product: NADH-cytochrome b5 reductase
Exons: 3
Coding region: 175-1056 (293 amino acids)
Biological process (GO): ergosterol biosynthetic process
Molecular function (GO): cytochrome-b5 reductase activity, acting on NAD(P)H
Source: RefSeq, a predicted model, not a curated record
UGAGCAUUGACAUUUAAUUAACCCAUUGUGCAACAUUGAUUCAGCUGGGUACUUAGGGGAAGUCCGUUUGGAAGUCCUCGAAAUCAUUUAUUCAUCUAUUUUCUCUAUUGAUUUCUAGUUGUCAUAACAGCAUCACGCCACACAGCGUCGCAUCACAUCGAGCCGUCCGGGAAAAUGAGUUAUAGAAUAUUCGCUAUACCUCGUCUGUAUAGAGGAAUAACUGGCGUUGCGGUUGCUAGUACUGGAUUUGGAUUAUACUACACGUAUAUGAGGAGUGUUGUUCAGGCCGACUCAGGGGCCCCUAAGCCCGCCUUCGGUUCCGGCCCAGCAUUUUUAUCUCUAGAGCUUGAAAGCACCGAAGCCAUAAACCACAAUACCAAGCGACUACGUUUUAAGCUACCCUCGCCAGAUAAUGUCAGUGGGCUGACUUUAACUUCCGCUCUCCUAACCUUCUCAUGGCCUAAGGGACAUACACUUCCAGUGUUGCGGCCCUAUACCCCUAUUAACUCCUUAGAUGAGCAAGGCGCCAUAGAGCUCCUAGUGAAGAAAUACCCAAACGGCAAGCAAAGUACACACAUACAUUCAUUGCAGCCGGGGGAUUCACUGCGCUUCAUUACACGUCUGCCGGGAUAUAAAUGGCUACCGAAUAAGCACCCGGAGAUUACCCUCAUCGCCGGAGGUGCCGGCAUCACCCCCGUGUACCAACUCAUCCAAGGCAUCUUGCAGAACCCGGAAGACCGCACCAAGAUCACACUGGUAUUCGGAGUUAACACAGACGCCGACUUACUUCUGAAGAAGGAACUGAGCGAGUACGAGGCUCGCUUCCCGGGUCGCUUCAAAGCGGUAUAUACAGUCAGCCAGCCCGUGACUGGAUCGCCAUUCCGACAGGGCUAUGUCACGAAAGAGCUACUCAGCGAGGUAGCACCCCCGUCGAGCGAUUCUAAGGUCUUCGUCUGCGGCCCGCCCCCGAUGGAGAACACCCUUGUUGGUAGUAAACGAAAGCCGGGGGUACUGGAAGAACUUGGUUAUCGGAAGGACCAGAUCCAUAAGUUCUGAGCGAAUAGACUAAUUAAAAGAGAUAUCCUGUCGUGGUAAAC